AGCAGGGGCCACCCCUCGCGCGGCACCGAGGGGCGCGGCGGCACCGCCUCGCCCCGAGCGGCAGGGCAGGCCAUGCUGCUGCGCAACCCGACGCGCAUCGAGUUCAAGCCGGAGGACGCCCAGGAGUACCUGCGGAGCCGGGAGCGGACGAAGCGGCAGGGCGCCACCGGCGGCAGCGCCGGCAGCGCCGCGGCGCUGGGCUCCACCCCUGGAGUCUCCCUCAGCCCCGCGCCCCGCCUCGCCCGCGGCGGUGCGGGGCGGGCCCCGGGCGCCAGCCCCCGCGCGGAGGGCCAGCCGGCGUCCUGGGCCGCGUCGGCGGCGCCGCAGCAGACGUCCCCGGCGAGCGCCGCGCCCACCUCUGCGGCAGUCCCGCCGGACCCCCGCGGCCGGCCGGGCCCUCCCCCGACCGGGCCGCCCCCUGGGCACGCCGACGGCGCCGUGGCCUCGGCCGUCUCCGCCGACGCGGUGGCGCAGCUCGCGGCCAUGGGCUUCCUGCCAGCGAGGGCGAGGGACGCACUCGUCGCGACCGGCGGCGACAUCGAGGCCGCGGCCGACUGGCUGCUCACCUGAGGCGCGGGCGUUGGGGGACUGCUGCGGUCCCGCGGCCGGGGGCGCCUGCCGCCGCCCUCCGCCCUGCUCCUGCUCCCGUUUUGCCCAGCCUGCUCUACACGUCCUCCGCCUUGUCG
Prorocentrum cordatum is the source of this 686-nucleotide messenger RNA. The record is from the annotation of a GenBank genome assembly. NCBI's taxonomy places the organism in Eukaryota, Dinophyceae, Prorocentrales, Prorocentraceae.